Schistocerca gregaria is the source of this 7963-nucleotide messenger RNA. RefSeq lists its product as uncharacterized. The record is from RefSeq and is a predicted model, not a curated record. The transcript is spliced from 4 exons. NCBI's taxonomy places the organism in Eukaryota, Metazoa, Arthropoda, Insecta, Orthoptera, Acrididae. Bases 285 to 1091 code for a protein of 268 amino acids.
AGUGUUGAUCAGCUGUUUGAAGAUGCAAUGGUUGCUAGGUAACACAAACAGCAUGGCGGGGUAAUCAAUCAACGAAGUAUAAAUAGCAUGGAGACAACAGUAAAGUAGGCGGAGUACAUGUAGAUAGUGUCAGUAGAUAAUGCAACAUAUGUUGACACGUCUGAUCGAGAUAAAAAAAAUGACUGUGAUUCGUAACGCAAAGAUUAACGUUUAUCAAACUUCUGUUGAGGUGCACAAAUAUCGUGCUUGAUUUUGAUGACAUACAUGGACCAAGUACAAUAAAGAUGGUUCUUGGCAGCCAGUCUACAGACUCCGGCCAUAGAUAUAUAGCAAAAAUAUGUGGUUUCUUCGCGCCUGCUUUCUUCCCUCCUCUUCAUAUUGGCGUCCUGUAUUAUUUCUGGAACCAGUACGCCCGAAAAGUUGACAGACAUUUCUGUUCCUGCUCUUGCUGGGAUACAGUAUUUAAAGGUACGUACGAGUCGGGCAUCGCCUCGUACAAGCACAUGUACUUCAACGCGACGUCCAACACGCUCAAGAUGUGGGUGGUGACGGUGUUGUUCGUGCUGGGGCUGUACGAGUGCGUGCGCUACCUGGCACUGCUGGCCCUGCAGCACCGACUGCGUGCCUCCAUGCUGGUGCUCUUCCUGUCCUCCAUCUUUGCGCACUACUAUGCGUGGUGGGCGUACAUAAACUACUGGAACGACGAGUUCUACUCGCAGUGGAACCACCAGCUGUUCUUUACCGUCACGGAGCUGGCCUCGACCGCCCUCGUGUUGCGCAUGGCGGACGCCAGCUUCUCUGUGACACCCCGAGCAGCUUUUGGGGUGGCGGCCAUCGCGACCCUGCACCUCGUUACUGGUGCACGUGACCAGUUUGUCGAUAAUCUCGUGCGUGGUGCGGGCCACACUCACCAGGUGGUCCGUGACUUGGGUCUCAUGGUGCCAGAUGUGUUGCACCUGGUGCUACCGUUGGUGGAACUGGCGCGCAGCAAGCACCGCGCGUCGGCCAGUUUCGGCAGCCAGCUGCGCCGUGAAAUGACGGGCCUCGUCCUGCUCGUCGUGGGCGGCUUCAUCGUUUGUGAGCAGCUGUAGUCUGGCUCUGGGUCGGGGUUUGCCUGACCCCACACGGCAGAUUCUGAUACUAAAUUGUGUGCUGCAUUUAGUUCUGGGUUUGCUACACUUCUUGCAUCUUGGAGCAGAUUUAGUGUAUUUUGUUGAACUCCACAUGUCUCCUCAGAAGCCUUUUGCUCCAGGUCUGGGAGGUGGAAGUAUGCUUAUUCACUAAGGAAAUUAGUUCGUCACUUAAUGCUCUUCAUUUCUCUUCCAUAGAUUGUCAACCAAUGUUCUCUCAUUUUAUUUAAGGAGCUUACAUGCCCAUUUAAAAAAUUAGCGAGCAAACUGUCGAGUUUAUCUGGGAUAAUAUUAUUUCUUCUUCCAAUAUUUCGACUGAUAAUUGUAUAGCAAUCGUUGAGGUGAGUCGCUGGCAGAAUUUAAAACAUAUUUGGCUAAAUACUGUGGAGUUAACAGUUUGCUUGCUAGUUUUUUUUACUAUUUUGUAGGUAGUUUUACCCUUUUAUUCUCUUGACUAGUACAAUAUUUUGUGCAAUUACGUUCUGGAAGUAUUACAAAAUAGUACCUGCUGAUACCAUCCUUCUGCUUUGACCCACAAUGUCAGCAAAUUGGACAUACAACACUUGUCAGAAUCCGAUAUGGGAAAAAUUUAUGAUGUUACAAGAAUUAUAGUCAGUCUUGUAAUGCCACAUUUGUCGGAUUUUUCAACUCGCAACCAAAUUGUCACCUUCCAGUUAAACCGAGGCCACGAGUUAUGCUACAGAUCAGUUUAUCACCAUAACCUAAGGUUGUAAAAAUAGUACAGAAACAAAAUAAAUAUUGCCAGUGUCCUGUACUGUCUCACUUAGCACUCUUAUUUCAACAUGUGCCAUAACAAUUUUACAUCACAGAUCAAAGCUGGCGUCUGGUGUCAGUAUGUUCAACUCACCACAGAUGUUUGCGGUGCCUUACUUAGCACAUAGAAAUUGUGAUUCUUGAAGUUUUACUAGCAGAGAUAAUGUUCGAUGAGGUUUUAGGAAUACAGCCGAUUCAUCGAGCCAUCCUACAAAACGUGUGUAGUAUAAGACAAAUGGCACAACUGGUUCUUCAGGGAAGUAAAUGUAAUGUAGCUGUGUAUAGUGUCUUUAUAGGUCAUCUAAUGAAACAUAACAUUCUGGUUACAGGCAAUGCCUCAUCUUUUGGGAAUUUGUGCUAAGAAAACAGUUGCAAUACUGCAUACAUCACUUAAUGUAAAUGUCGUGUGACUAGGGCCUUCCGUCGGGUAGACUGUUUGCCAGGUGCAAGUAUUUUGAUUUGAUUCCACUUCGGCAACUUGCACGUCGAUGGGGAUGAAAUGAUGAUGAUUAGGACAACAGAACACCCAGUCCCUGAGUGGAGAAAAUCUCUGACCUAACCAGGAAUCGAACCCAGGUCCAUUGUUAGAAAAAGAGCAAGAGCUUGAAAGCUGUGUGAAUAAUGUUUUCUGUUAUGUAUCAUAAAUCAGUCUAUAUAAGUGAGUGGCUGCCUUUCAUUUACUUUACUUUACUUUACUUUACAUAAUUAAAGAAAAUUACAUUUACAAAGCCACCCUAAUGUUACUCCAUGGCAGCAUGUGCGUGUUUUCAUUUGGAUGCUGCAUGGAGAUUGGUUCAUUUUACCUUCUCUGUAAGAAGAAUUUUUGCUCUGAAAUUUCACUAUUGGGUGUCCUGAUGCCUGCCACUCACUUCAGUGGCCUGCCUGGAAGAAAUAAAUGUGAAUUGCCUAAAAUGACUGGAAAGUUCCUAAUUGAAACGUUGAUCUGGGAAAUACUAAUGAUAUGGCUGCACUCCCAAUACCUCACCAAACGUGCUGAUGCAGUGUCUAAAAUGUACGGUAUAGCAUAGUGGCCGCAAGCACACCUUUUUUUUUUUAUAUGCCCUCCAGUUACUUAAUUCUUCUCAGCCUCAGAGUACAUUCCUGUAGCUGUUUGCUGUUGUGCCCAAUUCUGUAAAUCAUCUCUCAUUCCUGAUUUGCCACGGAUUCUCUUUUGUGAAUGUGUGUAAAAUAAAAAUAGAUGUCACCCUUACAGGUGAGAAAUUUUUAAUUUUGUUCAUAAGUUUGUGCAAUAAUUUCGUGUUAUGUUCCAGCCUGUCAGCAGUAUUUUUCCUUAUAGCUAUUUCUUGUUAUUUAUAUAAAUUUGCAGUUUUUGUUUGGGGAUAAUUGUUACAUUUAUCGAGAACAUAAUUUUCAAUGUUGUCAAGUAUUACCGUGUCUGUAAUGGAGGCCGUCCAGUGUAACUUACAUGUAUAUUUUGCACUAUGUGAUUUGUACAUAAGGCUUAAAAUGAACAUAGUUUAUAUUUAAUGCAUAUUACUAUUUAUCUGAUCAUGUUAUUGUUGUUAGCGUGUCAAUUGUUCCAUAUUGAGCAUAUUACUCCUAUUUUUACCUUUCUAUCUUUGUGUUAACAAAAUAACAAGUAACAGUAUUUGAAAGAAAAUACCAGGAAUAAUAAUAAUAAUAAUAAUAAUAAUAAUAAUAAUACUGGCGGUAGUUUAAUUGUAUUGAACUGAUGACCUGUCUUCAACUUUUAAGGUUAUUGCCAGCAUUUUUAGGACAGUCCAUUGGACUUUGAAAACUUUAAAGCAACGGUUAUUCCUAACAUAUAUCCGUAAACAUCGAAUUCUGAGACAAAAAGAAUCCACUGACACUCUAUUCGAAUACGGAUGUAUGAAACAGCUGUGCUAACUCUUACUCUUCCAGUGUACAUGUUACCUGUGUUCUUUCCAAGGAGUGUCUUUUGCUCUCAGGUUUCUGUUUCACAAGUGUAUUCUGAAGCUUAUUGUGGUCUUCCUUUUUGUUAAAUGUAUAUAUUGAUUCUUCAUUCUGUCAGUUUGUAAGGUUGCCUCAGAUAUUUUACUUGUAAACAGAAUUAUUCUCUAUAGUCACUGAUAUUUUUAGAUGGAGUUGUCACAGUUGUUCAUAAGAACUGUGCUUGUGAUUCACUAAAUGAAAAUUGCAAAUUCUUUGUUUUUUUCUGACAGUCAGAGCAGACGACUGCGGUUUUUAACAGAAGGGGCACUACAUUACUAGUGUUCCACUACAGUUUUUCCCUGCUCAUCACUGGGCCAGGUUUGACUGUCAUCAAAGAUGAUAAUUUGCAGAAAACACAAAAAAAGUACAUGACAGUUAUUAUGGUGGGAAUUUAAUGUUUGUAGUUUGUAUACUAUAUAUGUACAGUGACUUACUCCAUCACAGUAAUGCCUGUUCUACUGACAUUUAAUUACUUUCUCAGGGUUUUGCUUUUGGUGUGUCUGUGCCAUCAGAAAUUAUUCUAAUCAAGUGCAUGAAGGUAUUUUGUUUUCGGAUAAAGUAACUGGAUAGACAAAAAGAUCUACUCACUACUUGCUGCAGGACGACACACAGAGAGAGAGAGAAGCUUUUAGGUAUGCAAGCUUUCGGAACCAGUGGCUCCUUCUUCCGGCAGAAGAGUUGAAGGAUAUGGAAGAGGGACGAAGGAAUUUUUCUUCAACAAUAAUAAGAAAAUGUAGAUCUUUUAUCUAUCCAGUUACUUUAUUUUGUAAAAAAAAAAAAAAUUUAAAAAAUCACUAUUUGUGUUUGUUGUAGCACUUAAUAUUUUAUCAUAUUUUAUCAUUGCACUGAAAUAUAGUAACAUCGUAUAGAGAGGCCUAUUUUGUAUAUGGUGUUUAUUUAUAAAACAAAUAAUUUGUUGUCUUCAUGUUUACUGUGUGUGUGGCUUUUUUUUUAUAUAGGAAGAAUGUGGUAAUCCCACAGUGCUGGGUAGGCAAGGGUCAUAAAGGAGAUGCUGGUAUGCCGUAUUUAUUUAUCUGAUCAACCUUUCUUAUAUAACACACAUAGCAGCAUCAUUUCGAUCACUGCACUGCACACAGCUUGUGAAUCUGGUUAUGUUAUGGAUAAAUACAAAAGUCUGGUGCUAUAACAUACAGAGAAAUGACAGGGAGCUCAUUAAUUCCCCCAUGAAUAGUGAACUUCUGUCAACAGUGAAUUAAACAAGAUCCGUGUAAAAAUGCUUGCUACUGCCGCUCUUUCUCUGACAGGCUCUUUCUGAAAAAUUACUUGUAGCAGUGGAAGCCAUCAAGUUGAAUACCACAUUUUGGAUAUGACUUACUGACCUUAGUAUCUUAUAUUUGGUCUUCUCAGUAGGCUGCAUGUCAGGGAUCUUUUCUUUUUUUUUCAUUCCUUUAUUUAUUUAUUCUUUGGCUUCUGCUCUUUAACUACUUGCAGAAGACUUUAACUUUAUCACAUACAAUUUGAUUUCUCCUUAUUCUUCUCCUGUAUCGUGUUUGUGUCUUUCCUGAAAAGGAGACGAGCUGUUAUACCUUUCCUCUUUGUGUGUGUCAGUCUAUUCCGUCCAAAACAGCCAUCCAAGAUUGACAUAUGGUCUAGUUUAAUCAUUUUUUUGCAUGGCUUUAACAAGGUAUUGUGAAGCCGGCAUGUGAUUUUUAAAUGAUCAAUAAGAGUGAUAAACACAAGCUUUUUUGUAUAUUACAAUUAAGUGCUAAAUAUUUGGAGAGAAAUAUCCAGUGCUUGAUUUGAUAGUAUGCCAUACCUGUACCUGUGGCCAAAAAAGCAUUAAAAUAAUGUUUCAAGACAUCUAAAUUAAAAAAAAAAAAAGAAAUGCCACAAGGCCACAGUACCAGAACCUCUGUUUUUACAAAUCAAGCACAGCAUUGAUCAAUAAUAGUCUUAAAAAUGCUAUGAUCCGUGUGACUACAGCAUCAAUAAAUCUUUGCAAUAUACAUACAUUUUUGUAACUGAACUGCGUGAUGUAUAUGAGAAUUUAUAUUUUUUUAAAAUGGAAAAAAUGUGAUUAUUAUGAAUGCCAAAUGUGUCACUUUCAUAAAAGAAGUAAUUAACUAAUAUUCAUCACUUGACUGCACUCAAAAAUUGAGAGAGAAAAUAAAAAUGUAUAUAUUUUGCUAUUAAUUUGUGUGACCAUUAUUUUCCUGUUUUUUGGAAUAAUUUUUUGUAUCAAGUUGUUCAAAUGUACACAACAUGUUACAUGUAAAAUGUGUAUUAGAAGGCAUUUAUCAUGGAAAUAGCUGCAUGUCAUGGUAGUCAUAUUUUUAGGCAUGAGAGCUUUUGGAUUGGGGGGUUACUUAAAACUAUUUAUUACUUGCAAAUGAAACUGAUCAGUAUUUCUAGGUAUUGGAGGUGCUGAGAUGACGUCUCCAGAACUUUCAUGUAUCUUCUCUCAAGAGAUGGGGUGGUAAAUUGUCAGCUGGUGAUUAUUUUACAUCUCUGUAGGGUACAUAAUCACAUCCUAACCAUCAUCUUCCUGUUGUGUUUCUUCAACACUGUCUACUGGUUUGUUGCAAUUUCUUAUAUCACCACCUUUUGUCUGAUUCAGUUCUGGCCUCUCUUCUAGUAUAUCUUUUUUUUUUUUUUUCUAUCUAUCUACUACAGCUGAUACCCUCUGCUAUCAGUUCUACGUUUUCUAAUCUCUGCCCACUCUUACAAUUUAUGUGGUCUAUUGCUCCUUGACGUAUAUCUACUGUAGUAGAUAUAUCUUUAAGUAGUUCCUUCUAGUAAUGGAUUCCGUAGGCAUCUUUCUUUGCAUGGUCUAUCAACUAUGCCUUUCACUCUAUGACCUACCUGUUCACUUAAUUUUUAACACCCUUCUGUAUCAGUACAUUUUAAAUGGUUCCAGUUAGGUUUUUGACACGGCCUUUGUUCCACUCCAUACAAUUUGUGCUCCAGAUGUACACGUUUGAGCACUAUUUCCUUAUUUCCAUAUCAGAUUUGACAUCAGUAAAGCUUUUUGGUUGAAGUACACUAUAUUACUUGCUCCUUUCUUGAUUGGGCCAUCCUUUAUUGUCUUUCAUAGGGAAGAGAAGUUACAACUUCUACAACUGUUCUAAUCACAAUUUUGAUGUUUACCAGGUUCCUAUUUGCCACUUGUUCUUCAUAAAGUUUCUGGUAGUUCCACUGAAUAAUCUUUCUGUCAACCUGAAGAGUGACACUUUAUGAAUCUUAACAUUGGUAUCAGAUCCUCUUGUGUGUUUAUUGCUUUUACAAAAGUCCCUAUCAUCCCCCACCCCCCCCCCCCCCCCCCACCCCCUGCCCACAGCAUGUGUGUUAAACUUGCCAGUGGCGAAGAGCUACAGACCUGCCUCACAUCAUUGUCUUUCUCACUCAUAUUUUAUGACUCCUCCUUUAUUUUUGGAAAUAUUGUAAAUUAAUUCUCUCUCUGUAUUCAUCUCAUAUUUGAAAAUUCUUUCUAGGUCUACAAAUGCAAUAAGUUUGUCCUGAAUUAGUCUUCCUUUCAUUAAUAAGUGCAAGACCAGAUUUGGCUCUCUGAAAUGUUUACUUGCUUAAUCUUUCUUCAGUGCAUCUGCUGUUCCAAACAGCAGUGUAUGAAAGUUAGAUGUCUGACUGAUCACCCACUAGUUUUUAAGUUAAUUCAUUGUCACAUAGUAGAGCCCAUUAAAGAAUUGUAAUGACAUGUUCUGCAUUAACAGCCAAUGCAGGCUUCUUUGGUAAAUGAAAAUAAUGCAUUGAGUAUACUUUGGUAGUGUGAUGGCAGCAUCUUUCUGGAAAUAUGAGGGCAGAUUUCCAGUUUAUUCCAUUGGUUUUGGUAACUCAGAAAGUCUCUUACUGAUCCUUGCUCUUUUUUUUCAGUCUCUCAUCAUUCAGUGCUCCAUACUGGAUAAAUAGUUUCAUACUGCCUAACCAUUUUCAGUAAAACUUACCUUCAGUGUACUGCUACCACCCAUCUUUUCCUACUCUUCUCAUCACACAAAACUCACAGUUGAAACAUUCUUUUUCCAUCUUUCUUCAGGCAUUUAACCAGCUCAGAACCAAUUUUUAAUAUAUUCUGAGUGACUGUUUUGCCACAUAAUCUGUUAAAAUUUUUCACUUGUUAUGCAAAAUAAAUUCUUUUGCAUUUCACAAUA